CACACCCGCGCGCGCACACGCAGAGGCAGCUCGCCUUCCUGCCUGGCUUCCUUCCUGUCUGCUCCGCGCCUGACAGGCCCCUCGCUGCAGCCAGGGGCCGCCCGCACCGGGCCGAGGCCGGGCCGGGCCGGCGGCGAGGGCAGCGGGGCCGCGGGCGGCGGCGGCGGCUCAUGCCCGGCCUGUCCCCGAGCGGGGCGGGCACCGUGACUCGGCUGGGCCCCCAGCGGCGGGCGAUGUGAAGAUGUCAGUGGGCUGUGCCUGUCCUGGUUGUUCCUCAAAGUCAUUCAAGCUGUACUCGCCGAAGGAGCCCCCGAACGGCAACGCCUUCCCUCCUUUCCAUCCCGGCACCAUGCUAGAUCGGGAUGUGGGCCCAACUCCCAUGUACCCGCCUACAUAUCUGGAGCCCGGGAUUGGGAGGCACACACCAUAUGGCAACCAAACUGACUACAGAAUAUUCGAACUUAACAAACGGCUUCAAAACUGGACAGAGGAGUGUGACAAUCUCUGGUGGGAUGCUUUCACAACUGAGUUCUUUGAGGAUGAUGCCAUGUUAACCAUCACUUUCUGCCUGGAGGAUGGACCAAAGAGAUAUACCAUUGGCCGGACCUUGAUCCCACGCUAUUUCCGCAGCAUCUUUGAAGGGGGUGCUACGGAACUGUACUAUGUGCUUAAGCACCCCAAGGAGGCAUUCCACAGCAACUUUGUGUCCCUUGACUGUGACCAAGGCAGCAUGGUGACGCAGCAUGGCAAACCCAUGUUCACCCAGGUGUGUGUGGAGGGCCGGUUGUACCUAGAGUUCAUGUUUGACGACAUGAUGCGGAUAAAGACGUGGCACUUCAGCAUCCGGCAGCACCGAGAGCUCAUCCCCCGCAGCAUCCUUGCCAUGCAUGCCCAGGACCCCCAGAUGUUGGAUCAGCUCUCCAAAAAUAUCACCCGGUGUGGGUUGUCCAAUUCCACUCUCAACUACCUCCGACUCUGUGUGAUACUCGAGCCCAUGCAGGAGCUCAUGUCCCGCCACAAGACCUACAGCCUCAGCCCCCGUGACUGCCUCAAGACCUGCCUUUUCCAGAAGUGGCAGCGCAUGGUAGCACCCCCCGCGGAGCCUGCGCGGCAGCAGCCCAGCAAACGGCGGAAACGAAAGAUGUCAGGGGGCAGCACCAUGAGCUCGGGGGGUGGCAACACCAACAACAGCAACAGCAAGAAGAAAAGCCCAGCCAGCACCUUCGCCCUCUCCAGCCAGGUACCUGAUGUGAUGGUGGUGGGGGAGCCCACCCUGAUGGGCGGGGAGUUCGGGGACGAGGACGAGAGGCUCAUCACCCGGCUGGAGAACACCCAGUUUGACGCGGCCAACGGCAUUGACGACGAGGACAGCUUUAACAACUCCCCCGCCCUGGGCGCCAACAGCCCCUGGAACAGCAAGCCUCCAUCCAGCCAAGAAAGCAAAUCGGAGAACCCCACGUCACAGGCCUCCCAGUAAAGGCCUUUCCAUGGCCACCCAGUGCUCUGCCUGCCUGCCCCACCCCUCGCAGCCCCAGGGAGCAGAAGACAGAAUGAAGAGACUGAGCAUCUAAAAUGGGCAGCCUCCAUCCACCCACUUCAGGGAGGAACUGGACUCGCUGGGGGCAGGUGCCAAGAUUUGCCCCCCAGUGGCCCUGGGCUGGGCCUGGCCUCUGCAGAGCCUUUUUGGGGGAAGGGGGUACUCAUGUGGAUGCCUACAUGGACCCUGGGCCUCUGAGAAAUGUCCUGAUCACCCCCCAGGGCAUUUGCAUCCAUCCUCACCCCAGGUUCUGGGUUCCCAAUCCUCCUGACUUCACCCCCUUCAAGCCUGGGGUUGUCUAUUCCACAGCCCUUAGGGACUUAAAAUUAUGGGGCUUGGUUCAGUGCCCCUUUCCUAAACCUUUCCCUAGGUGGCUGGUAGUAGAGGGGUAAACCUCUGGCUCCUCCCUGCAGCCACCUAUCCCAGCUCCCAAGUUUUUUAAAAAAUAAUAUUAUUAAAAAUGUAAGUUUAAAAAAAAAAGUCACACAUUGUACCCCCUCUUCCCCUUAUUAAAAGUCCAGCUACCUCCCUA
Neofelis nebulosa (Clouded leopard) is the source of this 2069-nucleotide messenger RNA. RefSeq names its product LIM domain binding 1 (gene LDB1). Gene Ontology annotation, cellular component: nucleus; transcription regulator complex. NCBI's taxonomy places the organism in Eukaryota, Metazoa, Chordata, Mammalia, Carnivora, Felidae. The transcript has 11 exons. The record is from RefSeq and is a predicted model, not a curated record. Gene Ontology annotation, biological process: negative regulation of transcription by RNA polymerase II; nervous system development; positive regulation of transcription by RNA polymerase II. Bases 242 to 1477 code for a protein of 411 amino acids. Gene Ontology annotation, molecular function: LIM domain binding.